CGUGAAGGUGCAGGUAAGCAGUCACGUUGCUGUCUCCUUGCUGUCUUCUUUCACUCUCGCAACACUCCCACUAACUAUAUGUUAUCAAGCGCCCUCCCACUUCCGUCCUUGUCACAGACCGUUACAACUCCACUGAACUGAACUCAACUCAACUCAACUGUUCAAUUCAUGAUGGCAGCUGUAACAGGCGCCCCUCCUCCAGAUCCUUUGCGACUGCCACCCUCAGGACCCACUGGCACAGCAUCAAGCAGGCACUUCUGCAUCCGGUAUCCCAGCAGAGAACUCACGCCGGAUGAGGUGGCUGCUGGUCAUACUCGCUGCUCGGAGUGUCGCGCCAAGCAUGCUACACAGACUGCUACACGCGUAAGUACCACUUUCAAUCAAACGCCAUACCUACCAUAUAUUUGUAUAUAGGGUCAGGUGACGUCAGGUCACCUGGGUCCCUGUAUACCCGCCUUCUCGGUUACCGGGCUUUGACGCCAGAUUGACGAAGCGCGCAUUGGAGCUACUACCACAGGCUGUCAUCCAGACAAGUUUCCAUACAUCAGCAUGCCAACACGUAAGCUCACACCUAUUUCAGAAUGGAACAAGACUGUUAUCUUGAGUUGGGCGUUCUCAUCACUAUACCCAAGCAGUAUUGACGCUCAAUCUUUGCUAGUAGUUGAUGAGCUGUACGCUUGAGAGCCGUUAGGCUCUUAUCAGGUAGGCAGCAGGCCUCGUGCCAGCGGCUGUACUGAUCAACAGCGUGGAACUGUCGA
Molecule: messenger RNA, 758 nt
Organism: Macroventuria anomochaeta
Lineage: Eukaryota; Fungi; Ascomycota; Dothideomycetes; Pleosporales; Didymellaceae
Exons: 1
Coding region: 169-414 (81 amino acids)
Source: RefSeq, a predicted model, not a curated record